Molecule: messenger RNA, 201 nt
Organism: Spodoptera exigua (beet armyworm)
Lineage: Eukaryota; Metazoa; Arthropoda; Insecta; Lepidoptera; Noctuidae
Source: the annotation of a GenBank genome assembly
AUGACCAUCAUCAUCGUCACCUUCUUCUUCAUCAUCUUCUUCUUUUUCUACUUCUUCUUCUUCUCAUCAUCAUCGCUGCUGGAGAAUGAAUGUAAUGGAAAUAGUUUACAAAGAGGUGAAAACAAUGUAAACUCGGAAAAGGUUCCAAUGUAUCAUCUAAAUGAAACGUUUUAUCAGCAGUCAACAACUUGUCUGUACUGA